GUAAACAGUGUGAAUUAGUGUGAAUUCAUCCAAAGUGACUUUUGCUUUUUGUAAAAUAUUAAAUUAAACACACUCCAGAAAUAAUGAGUUUUGGUUUGUCACCAUUAAUAUCAAACCCUACUGUCAAUGAACAGUUCAACAUUCGUAAUGAUAACUAUGGUGUGUCAAGUCCUAUGGUUUCUGGGUUGUCAGCAACAAGGCAAAGCAUAGGUGUCUCGCAUCCUUUGGAAGCUUCAGAAAAAAAUUUUAUAAAAAACCAUGACUGCAUGAAUAUGGUAAUGCUCAGAAAUAUACAAGGAAUACAUGCACCAAUGCGAAUAGCGAUGGAAUUAAAAGCUACUGAAAAGAUUGGAAGACUUCCAUUUCUGCCAUCAUCAAAUGUUAUGAGGGAUGUUUUACUUGGUAGAGAUGAAGAUAUAGGAUUUGAAGACAUAUUAAACACACCAGAAUUUAGGGAACAAAUGGGCGAACCACAUGCUGUUAUUGAAAAGAGUCUUGGAAUAUUGUAAUAUUUUUAUUUCAUAUGUGAGGCAUUGGCUUUGUAUUAUUGAAUACACUAAGUAACAAUAAAUGUUUAACUCCUCAAUUUAA
Dufourea novaeangliae is the source of this 591-nucleotide messenger RNA. RefSeq names its product proteasome maturation protein (gene Pomp). Gene Ontology annotation, cellular component: cytoplasm; nucleus. Lineage: Eukaryota; Metazoa; Arthropoda; Insecta; Hymenoptera; Halictidae. Gene Ontology annotation, biological process: proteasome assembly. Bases 84 to 509 code for a protein of 141 amino acids. The record is from RefSeq and is a predicted model, not a curated record. The transcript is spliced from 5 exons.